AUGUUCAGUCGGUCAGGGGUCACCGUUACCGACUACGCCAGCAUGAUGGAUGUAUGGAAGAGCUGCUUUAGUCCCUCGGAGAAAGACGAAAGUAUCUCUAGCCCUCAGCCCUCGUCGGUUUGUGAUGAGAAGUAUGCAGACUAUGAGAUCAACGUCCAAGAAUCUGAACCAGCAGUGCCAGCCACGGGAGCUGCCAAAAUUGAAGCUGUUGAGGCAGUGGGGGGCCGUAAAGGACGAUACUUAUUAUACGCGGGAUUGGCCAUGAUCAUGACUAUCUAUGAACUGGAUACUUCUACUGUGGGCACGUAUCGAAACUUUGCGACAUCGGACUUUGACCAACUGUCUAUGCUGGCUACGCUGAAUACUGCGGCCAGCAUCAUUUCCGCUGUCUGCAAACCUCCCAUUGCGAAGCUAUCUGAUGUACUCGGACGGGCAGAGGCGUACAUUCUUACGCUGGCUUGCUAUAUCGUCUCCUACACCCUCUGUGCGUCGUCCAAAAAUUUCGAUACCUAUGCCGGGGGCUAUGUAUUGUACUCCGUAGGUCAGGCAGGGACAGCCAUUCUCAACGCUACCGUAAUAUCUGAUAUCUCGUCCAUGCGGUGGAGAGGUUUCGUCUACAACAUCCUCUAUGUUCCUUUUCUAAUCACACCCUGGGUAUCAGCGUUCAUUGUCGACAGUGUUGUCAGUGGGAUUGGGUGGCGCUGGGGUAUUGGCAUGUUCGCUAUCCUCAUGCCAUUUUGCGCCAGUUUCAUUAUUAUCACCCUGCUAGUCUUCCAGCAACGAGCGAAAUGCUCCGGACUCAUCCUAACCGAGAGGCUGAACGUCUACGACUUUUGUUCCCGAAUCGACCUUGGUGGCAUCAUCCUUCUUAGUGGUGGAUUUACCCUGGUGCUGAUCCCAAUCACUCUGGCCGCCACCACAACCAGCCGCUGGCAGACCCCAUGGGUGGAUGUCCUCAUCGCGCUGGGCGCCGUUGUUCUCGUAUGCCUUUACCCGUAUGAAAAGUACAUUGCGCGGCACCCGGUAGUUCCCGUGCGCUAUUUUCGCACCCUUUCGGUGGUCGUCUCGGUGGCUCUCGCUUGCAUCGACAAUAUCGGUUUUGGCAGCACCCACACUUACCUGUAUGUUUGGUCGAUGGUUUCGCACAACUUUUCCCCUCGCGAUGCCCAGUUCCUGAACUACACCAACUCGGUCAUGCAGGCAUUGGUUGGCAUGGGCACCGGACUGUUGAUGUAUCGCAUACGAUCGUACAAGUGGAUAGGAGUGAUAGGUGCGGUGAUCCGAAUGGUUGGGUAUGGGGCGAUGGUCCGCCUGCGCACCAACGAGAGCUCUGUCGCGGAACUGUUUGUCGUUCAGGUCGUUCAAGGAGUGGGUAGUGGCAUCAUUGAGACUAUUGUCGUCGUUGCAGCGCAAAUCUCUGUGUCCCAUGCGGAGCUGGCACAAGUCACCUCGCUGACUAUGCUGGGGUCAUUCCUAGGAAAUGGCAUUGGCUCGGCCAUCGCGGGCGCCAUUUAUACGGGGAAACUGCGCCAUCAAUUGCGAUUGCAUUUGGGUCCUGGUGUGAGCAUUGGCAAUGUAGAUGCCUUGUAUAACUCCAUUACUGGUACAUUGCCGGUCUGGGGGUCGAGUGAGCGUAAUGCUGUUAACCAAGCUUAUUCUGAUGUGAUGGGGUACAUCACCAUUGCAGCUCUGGCGUUUUCCGCCCCAGUGGUGGUUUUGGCUGUUAUUCUACCCAACAAGAAGCUCGGGGACGGUCAUAAUCUUGUGCAAGACAAGCAGCCCCCAAGGUCCUCCCAGGCAGAACUCGUCGACAAGGACCUUCGAGACUAG
Messenger RNA from Aspergillus tanneri, 1830 nucleotides. RefSeq names its product putative siderochrome-iron transporter. Gene Ontology annotation, biological process: transmembrane transport. Gene Ontology annotation, molecular function: transmembrane transporter activity. Bases 1 to 1830 code for a protein of 609 amino acids. The transcript is spliced from 6 exons. The record is from RefSeq and is a predicted model, not a curated record. NCBI's taxonomy places the organism in Eukaryota, Fungi, Ascomycota, Eurotiomycetes, Eurotiales, Aspergillaceae.